Molecule: messenger RNA, 1099 nt
Organism: Equus quagga
Lineage: Eukaryota; Metazoa; Chordata; Mammalia; Perissodactyla; Equidae
Gene: CD86
Product: CD86 molecule
Exons: 7
Coding region: 40-966 (308 amino acids)
Biological process (GO): cellular response to lipopolysaccharide; T cell costimulation; positive regulation of T cell proliferation
Cellular component (GO): external side of plasma membrane
Source: RefSeq, a predicted model, not a curated record
UCAUUCUUCGACAUUAGCCCAACAGGAGAAGCAGCCAAGAUGGAUCUCGGAUGCACUAUGGGACUGAGCAACACUCUCUUUGUGAUGACCUUCCUGCUCUCUGUCUCCACCUUUCCUUUUUUAGGUGCUGCUUCGAUAAAGAGCCAAGCGUAUUUCAACCAGACUGGAGAACUGCCAUGCCUCUUUCCAAACUCGCAAAACAUAAGCCUGGAUGAGCUGGUACUAUUUUGGCAGAACCAGGAUAAGUUGGUUCUGUAUGAGCUAUACUUAGGCAAAGAGAACCCUGACAAUGUUCAUCCCAAGUAUAAAGGCCGCACAAGCUUUGACCGGGACAGUUGGACCCUGAAACUCCACAAUGUUCAGAUCCAGGACAAGGGCUUGUAUCAAUGUUACAUCCAUCAUAAAGGGCCCAAAGGACUGGUUCCCGCCCACCAGAUGAGUUCUGAUCUAUCAGUGCUUGCUAACUUCAGUCAACCUGAAAUAAUGCUAAUUUCUAAUAGAACAGAAAAUUCUGACAUCAUAAAUUUGACCUGCUCAUCUACCCAAGGUUACCCAGAACCUAAGAAGAUGUAUUUUUCAGUAAUAACUGAGAAUUCAACGAUUGAAUAUGAUGCUGUCAUGAAUAAAUCUCAAAAUAAUAUCACAGAACUGUACAACGUUUCUAUCAGCUUGUCUUAUUCAUUCCAUCCUGAAACAAACAAUGUGAGCAUCUUGUGUGUCCUGCAGCCUGAGCCAAUGGAGACACUGCUUCUCUCUCCACCUUACAAUAUAGGUACAAAGCCACGUGAGAAAGCCCAGCAUGAACAAGACCACAUCCGCUGGAUUACAGCUCUACUUCUCAUAUUGAUCGUUGUGUGUGGGAUGGUGUUGCUUUUAACACGAAGGAAAUGGAAGAAGAAGCAGCCUGGCCCCUCUCAUGAGUGUGUCUCUUUCAGAAACCAUCAGAGUGGAGGAGAAAGAGAGUGAACAGACUGAGGAAAGAGUAGAAAAUCCUGAAAUAUCCGCUGAAGUUCAGUGUGGUGUUAAUAUUUUGAAGACGACUUCAGGCGACUAAAGUACUGCACAUUUUUAAUUAAAGAGUAAAAUUCGUAUGACUAUC